CUCUGCGCCCUCCCUCAAUAAUGGACAUAACGGUAUGUACUUUCAGACUUUUGUAUGUCCUGCCCAAUGGAGGGGAGAGAAGAGAGAGGUCUUUGUCCUCCAGGCUAUUAAGGCCCAGAGGAGGGGAGGAGGUUGAGUCAAGUCCUGUGUGGUUCUUAUCCCUUUGUACAUUUUUAUUCCAGGUGUAUGCAAUAUUGGUGAGUCAUCCACCUGGUCCUAGUGACCACCUCACGCCAACACCAGUAUCCUACACUGCUGGCUUCUAUCGAAUCCCAGUGAUUGGCUUGACGACACGUAUGUCAAUAUAUUCUGACAAGAGUAUCCACCUCUCCUUCCUGCGCACUGUGCCCCCCUAUUCUCACCAAGCUCAGGUCUGGUUUGAGUUGAUGAGGCGCUUUCGGUGGGGUCACAUUAUUCUGGUGGUCAGCAAUGACCACGAGGGCCGAGCUGCACAGAAGAAGCUGGAGACGCUUCUGGAAGAAAAGGAGUCAAAGGCUGAGAAGGUCCUGCAGUUUGAACCAGGCACCACAAACAUGACAUCAAUGCUGCUGGAAGCCAAGGAACUGGAAGCCAGAGUCAUCAUUCUGUCAGCCAAUGAAGACGACGCAGUGACAAUGUACAAGACUGCAACACUCCUCAACAUGACUGGGCCCGGUUAUGUCUGGCUUGUUGGAGAAAGAGAGAUAUCUGGGAGGGCUAUGCAACAUGUUCCAGAAGGUGUAAUUGGUUUGCAACUGAUAAAUGGUAAAAAUGAAACGGCCCACAUUAAUGACGCAGUGGGCAUUGUGGCUCAAUCCAUCCACGAGCUCUUUGAAAAAGAAAACAUUACUGACCCUCCCAAAGGCUGCGUGGGGAACACCAACAUCUGGAAGACUGGACCCCUCUUUAAAAGGGUCCUUCUCUCCACCAAGUACCACGAAGGGUACACGGGACAAGUGGAAUUUAACGAUGAAGGAGAUCGAAAGUUUUCUAAUUACAGCAUCGUGAAUGUGCAGAAGGGAAAGUUGGUGCAAAUUGGAGUUUACAACGGGACUAAUGUACUGCUGAAUGACAAGAAAAUCAUCUGGCCAGGCGGUGAAUUGAACACACCCAAGGGGUUUCAGAUGUCAACAAAACUAAAGAUUGUCACUAUUUACCAAGAGCCUUUUGUGUAUGUGAAGCCAACAUUACCGGAUGGUACAUGUCAGGAGGAGUCCUCCAUUAACGGGGAGCCCAUUAAGAAGGUGAUCUGCACAGGCCCGAACUCUACAGUACCAGGUCGGCCUAUUGUCCCUCAGUGCUGCUACGGGUUUUGUAUUGAUUUACUCAUCAAGCUUGCCAGCACCCCCGCACUGAACUUCACGUACGAGGUGCACCUAGUCCACGACGGGAAGUUCGGGACACAGGAGAGAGUGAACAACAGCAACAGGAAGGAAUGGAACGGGAUGAUGGGGGAACUGCUGAGUGGGCUUGGUGACAUGAUUGUUGCACCUCUCACCAUUAAUAAUGAGCGAGCCCAGUACAUUGAAUUCUCCAAACCCUACAAGUACCAAGGACUCACCAUCUUGGUGAAGAAGGAAAUUCCCCGCAGUACACUGGACUCGUUCAUGCAGCCAUUCCAGAGCACGCUCUGGCUACUGGUGGGGCUUUCUGUACAUGUGGUGGCAGUGAUGCUUUACCUCUUAGACAGAUUCAGUCCUUUUGGGCGAUUUAAAGUGAAUAGCGAGGAAGAAGAGGAGGAUGCUCUCACCCUGUCUUCGGCCAUGUGGUUCUCCUGGGGUGUGCUGCUAAACUCUGGAAUUGGAGAAGGGGCUCCAAGAAGCUUCUCUGCUCGAAUUUUGGGCAUGGUUUGGGCUGGAUUUGCUAUGAUAAUUGUUGCCUCUUACACUGCCAACCUGGCAGCUUUCCUGGUGUUGGACAGACCUGAGGAGAGAAUCACAGGAAUUAAUGAUCCUCGGCUGCGGAACCCCUCGGACAAGUUUAUCUACGCCACGGUGAAGCAGAGUUCGGUGGACAUCUACUUCCGGCGCCAGGUGGAGCUCAGCACCAUGUACCGGCACAUGGAGAAGCACAACUACGAGAAUGCAGCUGACGCCAUCCAGGCGGUGCGGGAUGGGAAACUGCACGCAUUCAUCUGGGACUCCGCAGUGCUAGAGUUCGAGGCUUCUCAGAAGUGCGACCUCAUCACCACAGGGGAGCUCUUCUUUCGGUCUGGGUUUGGUAUCGGGAUGAGAAAGGACAGUCCAUGGAAACAAGCUGUGUCACUUGCCAUCCUGAGUUUCCAUGAGAAUGGCUUUAUGGAGGAUCUGGACAAAACGUGGGUCAGGUACCAGGAGUGUGACUCUCGCAGCAAUGCCCCAGCAACUCUCACCUUUGAAAACAUGGCAGGAGUCUUUAUGCUGGUUGCUGGAGGGAUUGUGGCAGGAAUAUUCCUGAUAUUCAUUGAGAUUGCCUACAAGCGUCACAAGGAUGCUCGGAGAAAACAGAUGCAGUUAGCCUUUGCUGCAGUCAAUGUGUGGAGAAAGAAUUUGCAGCAAUACCAUCCUACUGACAUAAGUGGGCAACUGAACCUCUCAGACCCUUCUGUCAGCACUGUAGUGUGAAUCUGCCCAGAAUCCCAGAAUACUGAUGUUUUAAACCAGAAUGAAUUAAGCUACUCAAGAAUUAUUAUCCAACAGCACUAGACUUUAGAACACCAGCAGUUCGCAGAUUGAAAGAAGAAUCAAAAGAUACAAUGGAAUCACAACAAAACUGUCAGCAUUUUUUCCUGCAAAACUUCGAUAUUACUGAACCUUGUGUGAUCAGAGGAAAGUUACUCAUUCUGUAGGUGUUUUAUUUACUUACCAAACUUCCAGUAUUAACCAUCCAUCAAACUUCCAUGAAUCAGCAAAGUUUCAGUAUUCCUCAUUGACUGUCAGUGUUAUUUGGAAGAAAUUGGAUAGGUCAGUAGCUUAGUGUCAUAGUCCGUUACUUUGGCAACAUGCCAAAAGUCUACCCAAGAGUAGUGGAAUGAUAGUGUCUGGCUGCUGGGUACAGAAGUAAAAUGGCUUUGGUACACUUUUAAGUGUCUAGUAGGCAUCAAGCCACACAUUACCCAUAGGUCUGCAGAAAUGGUUGUUUACCUGACAGAGUUCAUCAGGGUGGACACAAAAAGUGCAAGUAUGAAAGAGGAAAAGUAUGACACUGAUGCAGUAGGUGGUACGUUUCUGAAAUGCUAAAGUGUAUAAUGAGCUGGAGGAGAAGAAAACAGAUUUGUUGUGUUUUUAAUAAUUGUGCCAAAUCUACACAAAUUAAUUUUAAAGAGGGAAAAGCCAUAGUUUUGUGAGAACAAACUUGGAAUUCACACCAAUUCACUAGGUAUGUUUAGUAAGUAGACAUGAUGGGUAUAACUUUUUACUUUCUAACAAUUUGUAGAAAAUUCCAUGCCAAUGUAUCAUGAAAUGUGCAUCAAAGAUGAAGUAAA
Molecule: messenger RNA, 3442 nt
Organism: Hypanus sabinus (Atlantic stingray)
Lineage: Eukaryota; Metazoa; Chordata; Chondrichthyes; Myliobatiformes; Dasyatidae
Product: glutamate receptor ionotropic, NMDA 1-like
Exons: 18
Coding region: 21-2582 (853 amino acids)
Biological process (GO): chemical synaptic transmission; ionotropic glutamate receptor signaling pathway; regulation of membrane potential
Cellular component (GO): synapse; NMDA selective glutamate receptor complex; plasma membrane
Molecular function (GO): NMDA glutamate receptor activity
Source: RefSeq, a predicted model, not a curated record